AAAAAAAAUAGAGAAAUGAUGGCCCACAUUUUAAAACACAAAGAAAUAAUGGCUUGUUUUUUAAACACCUAAUAAAAACGUCAUCAAACCUCGUCUUGUCUAACAUUGCGAGUGCGUGUUUGACGAGCCUCCACUACAAAGCCACCAAUUAUGUUAUUAUUUCUAUAGAUAAACAGCUACUGUCGGUUCAGUUGUCGUUAAUACGUGUAUCGUUGAGUGAACGCAAGCGUUCGAUUAUUUACAGUUACAACUCUUUGAAGACACCCACAUAAACAAAACAGUGACAUCGUCAACCAAAAUUUUAAAAAUGGGAGACAAAAUUUGGACGAUCAACGACAACGUUCAUUGUCAGCUGUUAACCUCCGCCUACCUCGAAGAAGCCCUCCGAUUUAUCGAAACCGCGUUCUACCCUCACGAAAACAUAUGCAAGACUAUGGAAAUCACGAAAGACCCGGAGGCUUUAGUCGAACUUCGCGAGCUAACAACAUCUGCAGCCAAAGACGGAGUUACACUUAUCGCAGUGGACAAACGGUCCAACAAAAUCGUAGGAGUAGCGUUCAACAAAAUCCAGGUUAGAGACGAUCCCGUCUUUGAAAAUUUAGCCAAGCGCUGGAAGCGUCCCCUUUCUAAAGCCAUCGUGGAGUUCAUGGCCUACAUCGACAACCUCUACAACCUCUUCGAGCACUGUCAGAUCGAGUGUCUUUUCGAGCUGAUGUUCCUGGCUACGCUGACAGACUACAGGGGGCAAGGUAUAGGACGGAAGUUAACCGAAGUUUCGGUGGAGAUUGCCAGGGAUCUAGCGAACGGAAUUAACGUUAAAAAAUCCGUUGAUGGUAGCCAGCUUGCUCUGGAGCCUGCACCCAAAAUCAUUAGUUCCAUUUUCACUUCUAUUGCCACUCAGAAAAUCGGGAGACAGUUAGGGUUUCAGGUCGUUGUCGAACUGGAUUAUGAGGGGUUGGACUUUCAGGGGAUGAGUUUCACAAAAGUGGCGGAAAGUGGGACGAAGAAGCUGACGUUGGAGUAUAAGAAACUUACGUGAUGCUACUAAAAUUUGUAAAAAAUUAAAUAUACAAUUUUUAAAAUUAUUAUAUUGUUGUAAGUUGUAGUAAAUUAAAUAUUUGCAAUUA
Molecule: messenger RNA, 1127 nt
Organism: Zophobas morio
Lineage: Eukaryota; Metazoa; Arthropoda; Insecta; Coleoptera; Tenebrionidae
Exons: 2
Coding region: 308-1039 (243 amino acids)
Molecular function (GO): N-acetyltransferase activity
Source: RefSeq, a predicted model, not a curated record